Messenger RNA from Saccostrea cuccullata (small rock oyster), 3310 nucleotides. RefSeq lists its product as uncharacterized. Bases 32 to 3310 code for a protein of 1092 amino acids. The transcript has 20 exons. The record is from RefSeq and is a predicted model, not a curated record. Gene Ontology annotation, biological process: anatomical structure development. Lineage: Eukaryota; Metazoa; Mollusca; Bivalvia; Ostreida; Ostreidae. Gene Ontology annotation, cellular component: extracellular region; cell surface. Gene Ontology annotation, molecular function: signaling receptor binding.
UUUGGUUUGUUAUUUUUAAAAUGUCUCAAAAAUGUUUAGGUGGAUUCUCUAUAUCUUUUUGACAGUGUUCUGUAUUUCUUCAUUUUUGCAAUCCGCUCCAUGUUACACUGAAGUUCAAGCAGUGCAUUACUACUCAGAGAGAUAUUGUUCCUCUUCGUGGUGGGGCUGGUGUACACGUCAUAGAUAUAGGACACGUGCCAGGUACAGUCUCAGAAGACGUUGCUGUCAUGGAUACACCGGAAGUAACUGCGAUAUACCGAUGUGCAGCUGCCAAAACGGGGGUGUUUGUGUAGCCCCUAAUGUUUGCAGCUGUCCUGCAGGAUAUGCAGGAAACAUAUGUCAAACACCAAGAUGUCAUCCUGCUUGCAAGCAUGGACACUGUGUCAGCCCAGAUAGAUGUAACUGUAACUUGGGAUAUACGGGAGCUGCUUGCUCUCAGCCUUUAUGCAAUCCACCCUGUCAGUCAGGAGGAACCUGUGUUAGCAUAGACACCUGCCAAUGUCCAUCAAACCAAGCAGGACCCCAGUGUAGUCAACCUUUGUGUAAUCCUGCUUGUUUAAACGGCGGAGUGUGUUCUUCUGGACACGUUUGUGAUUGUUCUGGUACCCACUACACAGGAUCCAGAUGUGAAAUACCUGUGUGUAACCCACCAUGUCAAUCAGGGGGAACCUGUAUCAGCCCAAAUACUUGCCUUUGUCCAUCAAGUCAUGCUGGAACCCAAUGCGAUCAGCCUUUGUGUAAUCCGGUAUGUCUGAAUGGCGGAGUGUGUACCGCUUCACACACUUGUGACUGUUCAGGAACCCAAUAUACAGGAGUAAGGUGUGAGAUACCGAUUUGUAGUCCCGCCUGCCAAAAUGCCGGAAUUUGUGUCAUUCCAGACAGAUGUGCCUGUACAGAAAGAUAUACAGGGAAGAAAUGCGACAUCCCUGUGUGUAAUCCUGAAUGUGUGAAUGGUGGUGUUUGUUCCCAAAUACACACUUGUAACUGCUCCGGUACUCCCUACACAGGAAUUAAAUGUGAAACACCUGUAUGCAAUCCAACAUGCAAGAAUGGUGGCACAUGUGUUUCUCCCAAUAUAUGUGACUGUCCUGAGACAUAUAGAGGAGCAUAUUGUGAAAUCCCAUUGUGUUCCUACCAUGAUCCCUGCUUUCCUGGCGUAUGUAGCGACAUGCUCAAUUGCAGAUGCACUCACGGAUUUUCUGGGGAAGGAGGAUUAGAAAGAUGUAAAACAUUUGAUGCAAAUAAUAUCCCAAUCAUUACAAAGUGUUCGUCAGUUCUUAGAAAUAUUGAAAGGACAGGUGAAAAGAGGGAAAUGUAUCAAUAUGUGACGGACUCGUCGGAGCCAAAUUCUAUGAAAACGGACAUGCUUUGGCUAAAUCAAAAAGACUUCAACUAUGUUAAUGUUGAAAUCACUGCAAUGUAUGUACCACCCGAUGAAAUUUCAACACCUGCAUACGUCAAGGACUUUGCAUUUGGGAUUGUUGCAGCAUAUUUGGAGAUAGCUUUGUAUAAAGUGCAUAGAAAUUCCUCUGACAAAUUCUUUGUCAGUAUAAAUAGUACAACAUAUCCUUGCCAAAACCAGCCUGGGUCUCUCCGUCCAAACGAGGCUGUGUAUUCUUGCAACAUAAUACAUCAUGACUUCGAUCGUCUUUUGGAGGAUGGCGAUAAUUUAACAUUGACUGCUAUUGUACAAAAUGGUGGAUAUCGUGCUUUAAAAUCUACACCUUCCACAAACUAUUUCGACCUUUUUAAGGGCCGUAACUCAAGCAAAUCAAUGAUGUAUAGAUUCGAUUUUCGGAAACCUCAACACUGUAUACAGGAUGCAAAUAAGUGUUCGGUGAAAGCUUUCACUGUUCAGAAUGAUAUUACUAAGGACCCUAUUCAAAUUUCAUGGGAAGGAUGGACUGAUGCUCUCUCCGGGAUAGAGAAGUACAUGAUUGAGAUAUAUCUUCUGAAACCAGACCAGAAUUUUAAUCCUAGUUUGACUGAACCAGAUCCGUGGAGUCCAUCCCAUGUAUUAACAUUUAACACUUCAAAGAGAGGAUGUACAUACAUUCCUCAAAAACAAGGAAUGUUUUCCUUUAUAUUGAAUGUCGUAGACAGAGCUAAUAACUCGGAAUACGCAAGGAUGCUAGUACUUUAUGACAACACAUCAUCAAUAACUAUAGACAAUUCCUCACCCAUGAUUUCAUCCAGUGCUGUUGCACAGACAAAUUAUCAAUGGCAGAAUAAUUUGACCAACGAUAUAUCAAUCUCGUGGAAAGGACAUUUCAAAAAUACAUUUCACGAAGAUAAUAACCUUCUCAGUCAGGUCGCUGAUUUCAAACAUUAUGAUCACGAUAAAAAAUUUCAUAAGGUUGUCCUUAAUGCAUUCGACGACAACGAUGGAGAAAGAACAUUAAAUGCUAUACAAAAUGUCCACGGAAUCGUUAAAUUCGAGUACGCAUAUGGUAACGCAAACCAAGGAAAUCAGAACCCAAUAAACUUUCAACCCGUAAAUGACUUAACCCAAACAUUAUCUUUCUUUGCUCAAAGACGAAAUGGAGAUACAUUAAACAUAUGGAUCAGAGCUACUGAUUCUAUGGGCAAUAGGGAAACCGAUAUUAUGCAUGUAUAUUUCGACGAAACACCGCCAACAGCCCUGUCAAGUCGCAAUGUCCAAUUCAUACCUAAUUUAAAUAAUUCUAUGUACCCUUUUUCUAGCCGCUUACGAAUCGAUGCUAAUGACAGGGAGAGUGGUAUAUUAAGAAUUGAUUGGCAAUUCAUAUCCAAUCACAGUAAUACCAUUUUCAAAAAUGGAUCAAUACCUGGGAAUAAAACUGAGAAUUUGCCACAUUUUGGCGAUGGAUACAAGGUUCCAAUGGGAGAUUUUUUUCUGUACAGCCAUUAUCUUGAUGUUAAUAAUUGUUGGAUGGCUGUACCCAAGAAAUCCUUUCAUAAUGACUUUCUUAAAAUAGAAGUCAAAGUUUACAAUAGAGCUAUGGAAUCGACGAGCUUUGAAAUGACGGACGAUACUAGUGUGCGUCUGCGGUGGACUUUGUCCCCUACUUGCUAUGAAAGAACCAGGAUAAGUCUAUCUGCUAUUUCAGAAAAUGGAGAACGGUUUUCUCGUGUUGUUGACAAGGAUGCCGAUCACUUUGAUCUUACAGGACUUGUGUCCGAAACAACGUACAAUUUGUCUUUUGUAACAGAAUAUGGAGACGAGAAAAGCAAUCCAGUAUUUUUAGUUUUCAGAACAUCGUUAAUAAACAUAGCUCCUUCUCUGACUGAUGCUGAAAUUGCAGGGAUAUCCAUAACGACAGGUUUUUAA